CUCCUUUCGCUCGUCUUGAUCCUCCCAACACACCGUCAAGAUGAAGCUCAACAUCUCCUACCCGGCCAACGGAUCGCAGAAGCUUGUCGAAAUCGAAGAUGAGCGCAAGCUCCGCGUCUUCAUGGACCGCCGCAUGGGUCAAGAGGUGCCGGCAGACAGCGUGGGCGACGAAUGGAAGGGCUACGUCUUCCGCAUCACCGGCGGCAACGACAAGCAGGGCUUCCCCAUGAAGCAGGGUGUCAUGCAUCCUACGCGUGUGCGCCUCCUCCUCGCCGAUGGCCACUCCUGCUACCGUCCCCGCCGAACGGGAGAGCGCAAGAGGAAGUCGGUGCGCGGCUGCAUCGUGGCCAUGGACCUCAGCGUCUUGGCUCUCAGCAUUGUCAAGCAAGGCGAAGGAGAGAUCCCCGGCCUCACCGACACCGUCCACCCCAAACGCCUCGGCCCCAAGCGUGCCACCAAGAUCAGGCGAUUCUUCGGCCUCAGCAAGGAAGACGAUGUCCGCAAGUUUGUCAUUCGUCGUGAAGUCCAGCCCAAGAAGGAGGGCGCCAAGCCAUACACCAAGGCCCCUCGCAUCCAGCGCCUCGUCACUCCUCAGCGCCUGCAACACAAGCGUCACCGCAUCGCUCUCAAGCGUCGUCGUGCGGAAGCCAGCCGUGAUGCUGCGAACGAGUACGCCCAGAUCAUGCACAAGCGCGUUGCAGAGGAGAAGGCGAAGCAGGCGGAGAUGCGGAAGAGACGUGCGUCGAGCAUGCGCAAGACCGAGUAAACAAGUGUUCGAUGCCGUGAGCAUGCGGGUUUGAAUGGUCCGUAGGAGCACGACAGUGUCAUCAACAGCAUUAGACAGCCGGCGCAUCGUUGAAUGAGGGCAUGGUAUCUCCCCACGAUGGAAGCCUUGCCAAAAGCUAGCGAAAUACCAAUUCUCUCAAUGAGGAUCUUGUGCCCUUGAACUGUGCAUGUCAAGUGUCGCGAUGAGAUAGUUCUCUAUUAUCUGUUACUUCACUGUCUUGUCCGACGUGCGCAUCCUCAGCGAGGUGUAUGUGUGCCCGUCCAACCUCACUG
Messenger RNA from Neohortaea acidophila, 1059 nucleotides. Its product is annotated as ribosomal protein S6e-domain-containing protein. Gene Ontology annotation, cellular component: ribosome. The coding region runs from base 41 to 766 and encodes 241 amino acids. The record is from RefSeq and is a predicted model, not a curated record. Gene Ontology annotation, molecular function: structural constituent of ribosome. The transcript has 3 exons. NCBI's taxonomy places the organism in Eukaryota, Fungi, Ascomycota, Dothideomycetes, Mycosphaerellales, Teratosphaeriaceae. Gene Ontology annotation, biological process: translation.